Messenger RNA from Corylus avellana, 1700 nucleotides. RefSeq names its product ARM repeat superfamily protein (gene LFR). NCBI's taxonomy places the organism in Eukaryota, Viridiplantae, Streptophyta, Magnoliopsida, Fagales, Betulaceae. The record is from RefSeq and is a predicted model, not a curated record. Gene Ontology annotation, cellular component: nucleoplasm; brahma complex; SWI/SNF complex. Gene Ontology annotation, biological process: chromatin remodeling; regulation of transcription by RNA polymerase II; positive regulation of DNA-templated transcription. Gene Ontology annotation, molecular function: protein binding; nucleosome binding.
CCAUAAGCCGAACCAGAGAGAGAGAGAAAGCUGAGAGCGGAAUGCAGAAGAGAGACCAGGGCAAGUCGGCUGGAGCGGUUGGCGGGGCCACCGCUCCCACGCCGAAGAGAGGCCGCCCAUUCGGCAGCAGCAACAGUAACUCCGCCGCAGCCGCCGCAGCCGAAACAACGGCUCCGUCGAACCUCCUCGGCCCGUCUCUCCACGUUCACAGCUCCUUCGCUGAUCAAAACAAUAAAAGGAUCGUUCUAGCUCUUCAAAGUGGAUUAAAGAGUGAGCUGACCUGGGCAUUAAACACUCUCACAUUGCUCUCCUUCAAGGAAAAGGAUGACAUGCGCAAAGAUGCAACCCCUCUUGCAAAAAUACCUGGUUUGCUGGAUGCCCUUCUCCAAGUUAUUGAUGACUGGCGUGAUAUAGCGCUUCCAAAAGAACACACAAGUGCACCGAGGGUGAGAACACUAGGUGUGAAUUCCCUUGUAACAGGAUUUGGGAAUGAGUUUCAGGCAUUGGGCUCAAAUGGCGCUCACCUGCAUCCUGGUCUAGGAUCUGGUUCUUCUGUUACAGAAGCACUGGUGCAGAAUAAUGUGUCCAAAUAUCGUCCUUCAAGUUGGUGGUUUGAUGAAGAUGGUCUCUUUAAUCUAGAUGAAGAAGGGCGAGCAGAAAAACAGCAGUGUGCUGUUGCUGCUUCAAAUAUCAUCCGAAACUUCUCUUUCAUGCCAGAAAAUGAAAUUAUUAUGGCCCAGCAUCGGCAUUGUUUUGAAACGGUGUUCCAGUGCAUAGAAGAUCACAUCACAGAGGAUGAGGAACUUGUCACAAAUGCCCUUGAGACAAUUGUAAAUUUGGCUCCAUUGCUUGAUCUUCGAAUAUUUAGCUCAUCGAAGCCAUCCUACAUCAAAAUAACAGAGAAACGUGCGGUUCAAGCCAUCAUGGGAGUGCUAGGAUCUGCUGUCAGAGCAUGGCAUUGUGCGGCUGCUGAAUUGCUUGGACGUUUGAUAAUAAAUCCUGAUAACGAGCCUUUCCUUCUUCCCUUUGUUCCACAGAUACACAGGCGUUUAGUUGAUCUUAUGAGCUUACCAGCCCUAGAUGCACAAGCAGCUGCUGUUGGUGCACUCUAUAACCUUGCAGAAGUUAAUAUGGACUGCAGAUUGAAGCUUGCCAGCGAGCGAUGGGCAAUUGAUCGCCUGCUGAAAGUGAUCAAGGCACCACAUCCUGUUCCAGAAAUUUGCAGGAAGGCUGCAAUGAUACUGGAGAGCCUCGUCUCUGAACCACAGAACAGGACUUUGCUGCUAGCUUAUGAGAAUGCCUUCGCAGAGAUACUUUUCUCAGAUGGCAGAUAUUCUGAUACAUUUGCGAGGAUAUUAUAUGAACUGACAUCUAGACCAAACAGCAAAGUGGCAGCAGCUCGCGGUGUUUGGGGCAUGUAACUGGAAACCAGACAUCUUUUGGUCUUUUGCCUCUGGUUUCCGAGAAUAUUGGAUUCAUGUUGAGCUAGUCACAAACACCUGGGAUCACUGUAUAUAUCUGCUGACGUGAGCAUCAACGUUUGUAAUCUUUUUCAGCAUCACAGGCCGUAUUCCUGUGCAUUUGUAAUUCGUUUUGGUUGUAAUUUUAAUGUAAAUGGAAGACCAUGUAUCUGCUUUUUAGUACUUCCUUGGUUGCUACUGUAAUUUUAAUGAAGUAAGGGCUUGGAGAUGCUAUUUCAA